Molecule: messenger RNA, 3108 nt
Organism: Aphanomyces invadans
Lineage: Eukaryota; Oomycota; Saprolegniomycetes; Saprolegniales; Verrucalvaceae
Exons: 11
Coding region: 1-3108 (1035 amino acids)
Molecular function (GO): calcium ion binding; protein binding
Source: RefSeq, a predicted model, not a curated record
AUGGGCGGCAAGUUUUCGCAGAUCCAUUACCGCGAACGGGACACGGCGGUCUUGUCCGAUUUUGCGCUCCUGGCCCAAUGGUGGGGAAAACCAGAGCUCGACAUCGUGUCGGCGCAGCUGCGACGCAUCUCGUUCAAUUUUUGCCUGACACGGGAGCACUUUCAAGAGAUGCUGUGUCUCCAUCACAACGAUCUCUUUCGUCACAUCGUCCACCGGUGGUUCGACCACUUUAAAAACACCGACUCGAGCACGAUUAUCAACGGCCUCGAGUUUGUCGCGGCCCUCGCGAUCGCGAGCCCAGGCACGGGCAAACUCGCCGAGAAAGUCGCGUUUGUCUUCGACUUGUUUGACUUUGACCAGUCGGGGUGCCUCACCAAAGAUGAGCUCAUGAUUCUGCUCAAGUCGAGCGUCCGGGGCCUCACCAAGCUCACGCAAGGCCUGGGCCUGCAACUGUCCAAGUUGUGUCCGAUGGCGCAGAUCGAAGACCUCGCGUCCGUGUGCUUUCGACAUUGUGGCCUCGACCCAUCCGACGACCUCCGACGCGAUGGGUUUGUCCACUGGGUCCAGUGCACGCCCAAGUUGACCAGCCUGCUCAAGUGUUACGUUCCCAAAGACAAGCUAUCGCGCGAGGAAGCGGCGGCGUCGAUUCAGCGGGUCGCUCGUGGGAUGCUCGGGCGCAACUUUGUCGACGAGCUGCGGCUGCACAAGCAAAUGCUGCAGCACCAAGAACUAGAUGUGGCCGCGAGCAAGAUCCAGGAGGCGAUGAUGAACCGAAAGAAGCGCCAAGACACCAUUCGCCGCUCCAAAGUUGAACGGAAUGCGUUGAGCGGUGCGCUCUACAGCUUUGGUGCCAACACGCACGGCCUGCUCGGCCACGAGUUCCAUGACCUGGACAAGCCCGUGAAAGACCCGAAGCUCAACUUAUUCUUUAAGCAUGCUGACUUGCGCGUGGUGUCGGUGGCGUCGAGUCUUGUCCAUGCGGCGGCCGUCACGUCGACAGGGGUUGCGUAUACAUGGGGAGCGUGCACUCCGGGAGCGUUUGGCACCGUUCAGGUGAAAGGCACCGAGGGAGGGAGCCACCACGACGUUGUGCGACCGUGCCCGCAGCGCGUCGAUGAUCUGACGGGAGUCCAAGUCACGUCGAUGUCCCUUGGUGCGCGGCACUCGAUGGCGCUGACCGCCGACGGCGCAGUGUACUCGUGGGGGUCUAGCGAGUUUGGGCAGCUCGGUCAUGGCGACCUCGUCAACAACGAGCUGUACCAGCAUCAGUUUGACCAGCAUACCGGUCGAUCGUAUCCCGUGAUCGAUCUCCCGCUUCGACUCGACAAGAGCCUGUUUGACGAUGUCAAGAUCAAGCAGAUUGCAUGCGGGUACUACUUCUCCGUGGCGUUGGCCGAGGACGGGUGCGUGUACACGUGGGGCGAAGGGUCGGACGGCCAGCUCGGGCUCGGUCUCAGCGACGACUUUUACGUCGGCUGUCUCGACGACUUCAUCCACCAAAGCAACUUUACCUACAUGCCGACGCCGCAGUACGUCAACUUGGAUGAGCCCAUUGGCCACGUCGCCGUCGGAGGCAACCACGUGUUUGCCGUGAGCCGCAACCACCGCGCUGUGUUCGAGUGGGGGGCGGCGUUUCGCCGCGAUGGCGAUCCCAUCUACUCGCCCACGCGGAACGACGCGUUGAGCUCGCUCUACGUGAAAUCAAUCAGUGUUGGGAAAGACUUUGCGUUGGCCAUCGCGGGGUGCGUCUACGUCAAGCUCCCGUCGUGCGAGUGCAUGUAUGCCCUGGCCGCGACGUUUGGGACGCAGCCCGCCGACUUGUACGUGGGGCUGAGCGCAUCGUUGGUUGCGGCGGGAGUCCCAAGAGCAAAGGCAGCGUACGCCAUCAAGGAGGAAUGGUCCCAAAAGGUGGUGUACGUCGACCGAGGCAAACCGUCGGGGGCGUGGGUGACAGUCCAGAUCGACUCGGACGGGUCGUCCGAGCCGUUCACAGUCGCCUGUGUAGCUUCUUCGUUUGGUCCGGUGUUUCAAGGAGGCGUUUGGUUUGCCGGCGAGUGCUUUUUCACGCCGCAAAAGCUCUCGUCGCUCAAGUACUUUGUUCGGCCCGAAGAGAUCCAGGGCAAAGUCGUCGUGCUCCACGUGGAGGAGACGGACUUACCGGUGCACGAUCCAGACGACGACGUGUCGAUUGUAGUCGAGCGGUUGAUGGUCAUGAUGGUCGACAAGGUCAAGGACGCACAGGAGUGCGGCGCGAUGGGCGUCGUGAUCGUGUUUAGCUUCAUGGCGGACGCGUUCAGCUUGGCGACGGAAGAAAGCUUUGAUUUUCACAUCCCGAGCGUCAUGCUGAGUGCGUCGGCCGGCGCGCGGCUCUUGGCGUACAUCGGCGAGCAUAAACAGUCGUCGGCCAGGAUCCAGCUGCAGUUGUACCACCACGACGAUACGUUGGGCGAGCAGCUCCUUUCCAUUCAACAGGCCGGCGCCGUCGCCGUCAUAGUUGGCCAAAAUGCCAUCGACUUGAAACCUCAACGGCUGGACGAGUCGGUAUUUGCAGGACUCGGGAAUGCCGUGGCGCAUUCCAAGCAAAUGCGAAUUCCAGUGCUGAGUGUCUCGCACGAGGUCGUUGGCCUAGCCAUCAAAUCCCUCUACCAUUCUAUGAUUCAAGACGCGUUUGCGGAAAUCGGCAUGUCCAGCUUUGGCGACGUGUAUGCGUGGGGCGCAGGAGACCACGGCGUGUUGGGCUUGGGCGACAUGGACAAUGAUCGCAAGUUCACGCACGGGUACGAUGCGCUGUCGAAUACGACGUAUCCUUUGGCGAAGCAUCCUCAAGUUGUCGACGCGUUGGUGCAAACUCGAAUCGUCAAGGUAUCGUGCGGACCCCAGCAUGCAGCGGCCGUGUCCGACACGGGCGACUUGUACACGUGGGGCAGCACUGCCCAUGGCAAACUCGGCCACCAAGGUCCCGUCGACCACACGGACGAAACUACUCCGCAACUUGUUGCUGCCCUGCACUCGGUCAAUGUUCUCGACGUUGCAUGUGGUCCUGAAUACACGCUCGUGGUCACAGCGAUGACCGACUCGACCGGCCCGAUGGAGACGGUAGCCCUCUAG